Messenger RNA from Gymnodraco acuticeps, 8578 nucleotides. It is a transcript of the gene myo7ba, whose product is annotated as unconventional myosin-VIIa. Lineage: Eukaryota; Metazoa; Chordata; Actinopteri; Perciformes; Bathydraconidae. The transcript has 48 exons. Bases 1190 to 7987 code for a protein of 2265 amino acids. Gene Ontology annotation, cellular component: cytoskeleton; myosin complex. The record is from RefSeq and is a predicted model, not a curated record. Gene Ontology annotation, molecular function: protein binding; ATP binding; cytoskeletal motor activity.
CAAUGUGGACACUUUCCUCCUUCAGAGUGAGGGUAUUUGGGCUGCACACUUUAUUCUUCACGUAUUAGGAGCCAAGGAUCAAUUCCCAACAUGUGAAUGCUUUAUGCAUUCCCAUUUUUCCAAGAAACGAUUUAAAAAGCCCAAAAUGUCCCCAUUGAGACCAAGGGUUAAUAUUGUACAUGUUAAAAAGAGUGGAUAAACAGACCACACCUGAGGACCUUAAACCAGUGUUAUCAGGGGCAUCUUGAUGAGCAUGCUCACUAACUGGUCUUCACAAGUUAUUAUAUUCUACUGUCAUCACAUAUGAGACAAAUGACAAAUAUAGAUUAGUUUGAUAGUUAUGGGUGUUUAUGAGACAAUGGGCCACCAACUUUUCCACAGAGAGCACACACACUUAAGUUUAGGCUCUUUGAUCCUUUUGUGUCUCAAUGGUUGUUUUCAUUUGUCAUAGUCCUUGUGAUUUGGUCUCUGUAGUCUUUUUUGGCUCUUUGUUGUUUUAAGUUUCUGUUUAUUUUGAGUCUCUUCCUGGAUGGUAUUUUCCUAAUUGAGGCAAAUCUGUAUAUUUAAUGUCUGAUUGGUAAAUGCUGUCCCAUGUGUUUGAGUAGAAGGUAUGAGCUGUUUUAUGAUCACAUCCUCCUAUCUCCAACGUAAUCGCUGUGAUAAACAGGAAGUGCAUUGGCGGUAUCCUGAGGUUCUGUAUCAGGAAAAGUGACUUUACUGGUAUUUGUGUAAUCCACUCUCCCCUUUUAGCGGGAGUUUUUGCACUGUCAACAGAAUACACUUAUGUCUGGUGUCAGUCAUUUCAAUAUUUCUUAGACAAUUAGCAAAUCAAUCCUUUUUGUCAUGUCUAACAUUUCAUUUUUUGGAAAAAUUCUUAAUCUUUUAGCCAUUUAUUCAAAGACAGAUAUCGUGUUUAUUUGAUUUAUAGUAAAUGGCAUUACUACUGUAGCAUCGUUUUUUUUCCAUUGUGAGUGCAGACAUGAAAUUAUCCAGAUUAAAUAAAUGAAGGGGAAGGAACCUGUUUUCUCUUCACGUUAUCAUCAGAUAUCUAGAUGUGAAUGACAGUACCGGUGAUAACAUCAAUUGCUGAGGGUGCUCUGUGAUGAUAUCAUGAAGUGAGUCGGCUGGUUGGUGACACUGGUGGCUCUACCUUCUGCAGGUGCAAAGUCAAAAAGCCAUAAAGAGGUGUAUGCUGGGAAACUGCCUGCUUCCUGCUUCACAGUCAUUCAAGGAACAGCUGUCCUCAGAUCCGACACUUAUUGUUUCGAACAAGUCUUAUCCAGGGUUUGCUAUGCUGCAUUUGAGUAAGGGUGAUUUUGUGUGGGUGGACUCCAGUAUCGGGGUGCCGAUUGGGGCGGAGGUGAAGGUGUCCGACACCGGACAGCUCCGGCUGAUCGAUGAUGAGGGAAAGGAGCACAAGGUGAGCAAGAAGACGGAGGGCACCGUGCGGCCCAUGCACCCCACCUCUGUGAAGGGUGUGGAUGACAUGAUAAGGCUGGGGGACCUGCACGAGGCCGGGCUCCUCAGGAACCUCCUGGUGCGACACAAAGAAGGCACCAUCUAUACAUACACAGGCUCCAUUCUGGUGGCAGUCAACCCUUACCAGCUGCUGCCCAUCUACACCACGGAGCAAGUGCACAUGUACACAGACCGCCGGCUGGGUGAACUGCCACCACACGUCUUCGCCAUCGCAGACAGCUGCUUCUUCAACAUGCGCCGCAACAAGAAGAACCAGUGCUGCGUCAUCAGUGGAGAGUCAGGAGCAGGGAAGACGGAGAGCACCAAGCUCAUGCUGCAGUUCCUGGCUGCAGUGAGCGGACAGCACUCCUGGAUCGAGCAGCAGAUCCUGGAAGCUAACCCCAUCCUGGAGGCCUUUGGUAAUGCCAAAACCGUUCGUAACGAUAACUCCAGUCGAUUUGGAAAGUACAUUGACAUCAACUUCACCAAGGGGGGGGCCAUUGAAGGGGCCCGCGUUGAGCAGUACCUUCUGGAGAAGUCGCGAGUUUGUCGUCAGGCGCCGGAGGAGAGGAACUACCACAUAUUUUACUACAUGCUGAUUGGAAUGCCAGCCGAGCAGAAGAAGAUUCUUUCCCUUGGGAACGCUGCGGAGUACAACUAUCUGACCAUGGGUAAAUGCACCAGCUGUGAAGGACGUGAUGAUGUAAAGGAAUACGCCCACUUCCGCUCAGCUCUGAAGAUCCUCAUGUUCACAGACAAUGACUCCUGGGAAGUCUCCAGGCUGCUCGCUGCUAUCCUUCACCUCGGCAAUGUGGACUACGAGGCCACCAUAGUAAAUAACCUAGAGGGCUGUGACAUCCUCCAAUCAUCCCAUUUCAAAAUGGCCAGCCAACUUUUGGAGGUGGAUCCCAAAGCGCUGGAGAAGAGUCUGACUCAGCGCUCCUUCUUGACAGCCAAAGAGAGUGUGACCAAACCUCUGGCCUCGGCCCAGGCGGUGGACUGCAGGGACGCCUUCGUCAAGGCUAUUUAUGGAAGACUUUUCCUUUGGGUUGUGGGCAAAAUCAACGCUGCCGUUUACAAGCCAGCUGAGGAUUCCAAAGAGGUCCGACAGUCGAUAGGCCUGCUCGACAUCUUCGGCUUUGAGAACUUCGCCAAAAACAGCUUUGAGCAGCUGUGCAUCAACUUUGCUAACGAGCAGUUGCAGCAGUUCUUCGUCAGGCACGUUUUCAAGCUGGAGCAGGACGAGUAUUCCCGUGAAAACAUUGUUUGGCAGCACAUCCAAUACCAAGACAACCAAAGCACCCUGGACGUGUUGGCCAACAAGUCUCUGAACAUGAUGGCGCUUAUCGAUGAGGAGAGUAACUUCCCCAAGGGCACAGAUGCCACACUGCUCCAAAAGAUGAAUCAGGUCCAUGGUAAAGGGGUCAUCUAUAUUCCCCCCAAGAACAACUAUGAGACACAGUUUGGAAUCAAACAUUUUGCUGGAGAAGUCUUCUAUGAUUCAAAAGGUUUUCUUGAGAAAAACCGCGACGCCCUCAGCUCAGAUCUGAUCCAGCUGGUUGAAACCUCCACCAACAAACUCCUCAAACAGGCCUUUCACGAUGUGCUGUCUUCCAGUACCAUCAAGAGCAGUGUGAACCCCAGGAUGAUCAUCACCUCGGCCAGCAGCAGCCUCCGGCAAGCGAGUGAUGGCAAGAAGCGUGUGCCGACCCUGACCGGCCAGUUCCGUCAGUCUCUGGAUUCCCUCAUGAAAACGCUGACUGUGUGCCAGCCAUAUUUCAUACGCUGCAUCAAACCCAACGACUUCAAGAGACCCAUGCUGUUCGACAGAGAGCUGUGCAUGCGCCAGCUCCGUUACUCUGGUAUGAUGGAGACCAUCAGGAUCCGGAAAGCUGGAUAUCCCGUACGAUACACAUUCGAGGAGUUUUUAAUUCGCUACCGUGUGCUUCUCAGAACUUCCCUCUGUGAUCCCAAAAAAGAAAGUAAACAGAAAUGCUGUGAAAGCAUUUGUGAAUCUGUGCUGAGUGGAGAGGGCGACUGGAAGACUGGCAAGACCAAGAUAUUCCUCAAGGACUUCCAUGACACUAUACUGGAACUGGAGCGGAUGAAAGAACUUAAUGAGAAAGCACUUCUGAUCCAGAAAGUCCUGAGAGGAUACAGAUACAGGAGGGAAUACCUGAGGAAAAAGGCAGCUGCUCUUGUCAUUCAGAAGCACUGGAGAGGACACAAAGGCCGAAAGCUGUACAAAGUGGUCCAGCACGGCUUUGCCAGGCUGCAGGCUCAGGUCCGAUCCCGCCAACUUCACUUCCUGUACAAGAAGAAGCGCGAGGCGGCCGUCGUGCUGCAGGCCCGAGUCAGAGGAUACCUGGCCAAGAAGGAAUGGAAACGCAAGAGAGACGCUGUGAUCCUCCUGCAGGCGCACACCAGAGGGGGGCUGGCCAGAAAAGCAGUCAGAAAGAUGAAAACAGAUAUGUACCUCUCUGCCAAAGAGAAAGAAGAAGAACGGCGGGUAAUUUUGGAGAGACAGAAACAUUUGGAGGAAGUGCUGAGGCGGAAGAAGGAGAUGGAGGCCAAAGCUCAGAAUGAGGCCAUCACAGACCAGGAGAUGGUGGACAGCAUUUUUGAUUUCCUGCCUGUAGUGGUUGGAGGGCAGGAGGGGCAAGCCCCUGUAGGAUUUGAGAAAUUUGAGCUGAAAAAGACAAUUACUGAGGAGAUAGACAUCGACGACGUCCCCAUGGAGGAAGAUCUUCCCAGAGGCGACGAUGAUGACGACGACCUGGAUGAGUACUCCUUCUCCAAAUUUGCCUCUAUGUACUUCCAGGGUGCAGCCACCCACACCCACAUCCGCCAGAGGCUGCUGCAGCCCCUGCUCUACCACGAAGAUCAAGGAGAUGUCCUGGCUUCCAUGACAGUGUGGUGGAUCAUCCUGAGGUUUUUGGGAGACUUCCCUGAGCCCAAGAAGCAGGUUCGAGGAAGCUCUACGCAGGAGCGCUUCAUGCCGCAGGAGCUCAUCUCCAGAAAGGACCGACGCCUCAGCCACAUGGUCGGCCUGGAUCAGAGGGUGCUGAGGAAUAAAAAUGAAAGGAAGCCUUCCACAUUACCCGAGGAACCAGGACAGAACAGGAAGGGCUCCAUGUUCACAGACCUGCUGGCCAGGAACAGGAAGCCUUCUGCUAUGCCUGCAGAGGCAGCAAACCCCAAGGUGUACACUGUGCCAGAGGGGAGCCCUCGAACCAGGAAGGGUUCCACAUUCACUGACCUACUGACCAGAAACAAAAAAGCUUCCACUGCUACAGAAAGUGCACCCCCCACCUCAAGCCUCAGGAAACCUUCCAUCAUCAUGGAGGAGUCCGACGAUCUGACGGAAGUGUCCAAGCCUCCCACCCUGCAGAGUGUGAAGGAGGACGGGGACCUCAUGGAGGGGGAGGGAGAGGGACCCACCCUGGACCGGCCGCUGACCUCACUGGAAAAACUCCACAUCAUCGUGGGAUAUGCCAUCGUCAGACGUGACCUUAGGGAUGAGAUUUACUGUCAGAUCUGCAAGCAGCUUCAAGACAACAACAAUCGCAACAGCUACUUCCGCGGCUGGAUCCUGCUGUCCCUCUGCCUGGGAGUCUUCCCCCCCAGUGAUCGCUUCAUUAGGUAUCUGCAGAGCUUCAUCCGGUUCGCUCCAGGAGGCUACGCCCCGUACUGUGCAGAGAGGCUGCGGCGCACCUUGCUGAACGGAGUGCGGGGGGAGCCUCCAGCCUGGCUGGAGCUGCAGGCAACCAAGACAAAGAAGCCCAUGAUCGUGUCUGUGAACCUGAUGGACGGACGCUCCAUCAACCUGCCGGUGGACUCCUCCUCCACCUCCAGAGAGAUCUGCCAACUGCUCUCCAACAAAAUCAAACUCAAAGACACAUUUGGCUUUUCUGUCUACGUCGCCUUGUAUGAAAAGGUGUGGGCUCUGGGCAGCGGCCGGGAGCACGUGAUGGACGCCAUCUCCCAGUGUGAGCAGGAAGUGAAGAGGAGGGGGGGGCAGGAGCAACACGCUCCCUGGCGGCUCUUCUUCCGCAAGGAGGUUUUCACCCCCUGGCACGACUGCAAAGAGGACAAGAUCAGCACAGAGCUCAUCUACAAACAGAUCAUCCACGGCCUCAAGUUCGGAGAGUACCAGAGUAAAAAGGAGGAUGAUUUGGUUCAGCUCACUGCAAAACAUGUGUACAUCCAGCAUGGCUCUGAGAGCAGUGCAGAACAUGUGAAGGAAGCUGUGCAGGACUGCAUCAACAGCUCUCUGCUGGAGGCCAAGUCUGAGGCCAAGUGGGUGCAGAUGGUCAGCUCUGCUCACGCUCAGGGUCCUUAUGUGAGUUCAAGACAGAAGGCGGACUCUGUGAAGGCGGAGAUGGUGGACUACGCCCGGGAGAAGUGGCCCAUGUUCUUCUCCCGCUUCUUCGAAGUUGUCAAGCUGUCAGGUCCUGCGCUGCCGAAGAGCAAGUUCAUUGUGGCCAUAAACUGGACUGGUAUCACUUUCCUGGACGAGAGAGAGAAGAGGCUGCUGGAGCUCUCCUUCCCCGAAGUCACCGGAGUCCACAGCGUGAGGGAGGGUAAAGCAUCCAGCCAGGCCGUGAGUCUGCUGACUCUGAAAGGAGACUUCACCCUGAGCGGAGGCACGGCCGAGGACAUGUCCGAGCUGCUCACCAUGUUCCUGAGCGGCCUGACCUCGAGGUCUCAGUACGCUGUGACUCUGAAGGAAGCCGACACGCAAGACGACCCCAUGUUACUGAGCUUCAAGAAAGGAGAGCUCAUUAUCAUAAUCAAAGACGACGAGUUUGCCCAGGAACGUGGCUGGAUAAAGGGCCAGAAUGAGAGCACAAAACAUACCGGCGCCGUCCCCACCGAGGCCAUCAUAAUCCUGCCAACGCUCAGCAAACCCACCAAUCAGGUCAUGAGCCUCAUCAACCUGUCUCCAAACCAAAGGAAAAACAUAAUGCAGGCAAACCAGAAGGAAACAGGAACCAUGGAGAGAUUAGCUCCCGCCACGCUGAAAGAGUUCUCCCUGGAGUACUUCAGGCAGCCCACUAAGGAUGUGAACCGUCAGGUGAUGUCCAGGAACGCUGCUCCUGAGAGGCUGUGGGCCAACACGAGGGAGCCAAUCAGACAGCCCCUCCUCCAGAAGCUGGUGGGCAACCCGGAGCUCAGCCACAAAGCCUGCCUGGCCUUCACUGCGAUCCUGAAAUAUAUGGGAGAUUAUCCCACCAAGCAGAUGCAGAGUCCCCUGGAGCACACAGACCUGAUCUUCAGCCCCGCCACUCAGAACGAGGCCCUGAGGGACGAGAUCUACUGCCAGAUCAUGAAGCAGAUGAGCAGCAACAACAACCGGUUCAGCAUGGAGCAGGGCUGGCAGCUGCUGUGGCUCUGCUGCGGGAUGUUCCCCCCCUCCCAGGCCCUUCUGAGGCACACUCAGAGGUUCCUGGAGUCGCGGCGCAGAGAGGCCCUGGCCCCCGACUGCCUGCAGCGGCUGCAGAGCUCCCUCAGGAUGGAGCCGAGGAAGCUCCCACCACACCAGGUGGAGGUAGAUGCCGUCCAACAAAACAGCACUCAGAUCUUCCACAAAAUCCACUUCCCCAACGACACAGAGGAGAUAUUUGAGGUAGCCACCAACACCAGGAUCAGGGAUCUGAUCCAGAACAUUACCAAGAAGCUCAGUCUGGCUUCUGCGGACGGCUUCAGCAUAUUUGUCAAAACACAUGACAAGGUUCUCAGUUUGAAUGACACAGACUACUUCUUUGACAGUCUGAGACAAAUCACUGACUGGUCCAAGAAAGCCAAGACGAUCAAAGAGGGUGGGCCUGUCAACAUACCCUACCUUGUGUUCUUCAUGAGGAAGUUGUGGUUUAAUAUAAUCCCUGGCAGAGACACAGAGGCUGAUGUUAUCUUCCAUUUCCCUCAGGAGCUACCAAAGUACCUGAGAGGUUACCAUGUUAGCACCAAAGAGGAAAUGCUCAACGUUGCCGCUCUGCUCUUCAGGAUAAAGUUCAGCAACGACAAGAGCCAGUUUGUCUCCAUCCCAAAGGUCCUGAAGGAGCUGGUCCCUGCAGACCAGCUGAAGGCCAUGUCCGAAAAUGAGUGGAAGAAGAGUAUUGUCGCAUCUUUUAACAAACAAGUGGGUUUGACUGCUGAAGAAGCGAAGGUGGCGUUCCUGAAGGCGGUCUGCCGCUGGCCCACCUUCGGCUGUGCCUUCUUUGAUGUGAAGCAAACAUCUGAACCAAGCUUCCCAGAUAUUGUGCGAAUAGCCAUCAGCAAGCAGGGACUCACCAUCAUCCACCCUAAAACCAAGGAUGUACUGGCUAAUCACCCAUUCAACCGCAUCGCUAACUGGUGCAGUGGAAGCACCUACUUCCACAUGACUAUUGGCAGUUUAGUCAAGGGGAGCAAAUUCCUGUGUGAAACUUCACUGGGUUACAAGAUGGAUGAUCUUAUAACCUCCUACGUAAACAUGUACCUCCAAGAGAGGAAGGCGGGGCAAACCAGGAACCAGCGCUUCAACUGAGCUGAAGUAGCACCAGUGUGUCGCAACUUUGAAACACACACACACACUAAAAGGCGGAGCAGCAAAAAGUUCAUUUGGAAUCCAUUUAAUUUGACAUUAAGAAAGUUGUUUUAGAUUUCUCACAUUUUAUUUUAAGCUAAUCUUUCUUUGCCAUGUAUUCAAGUAACAUAUUUCUAAUUGAAUACCUUACGUUUUAAGUAAUAUAAUUUAAUAAUAAUAUCCAUCCAUAUGGUUUCCUUAUGCUUCUUUCUAUUUUUAAAUACCACACAGGUUUAAUUAUCGUUAAACACAUUUACUAUAAAUACUUUUUGAGUAUAUUAGUCUCUAAUAAUAUUCCCAAAAGGGUUUCAUCUGCAUUUGGUAAACACUUUUAAAUGCACAGGAAGCAUUGUUUUGCAUAUGUUUUCUUUCUCUUUGUUUAGUGGCAUGUGUUUUGGAAAUUCAUUGUGAACACCAUGAUUUAAACACAAUUAGCCAUAUACAUAUGAAACCUUGUUGUUAUUUGUAUUCUUCACAAUUGGUAUCUCCUCUCCAUAUAAAUCUGCCUGCCUUAUAAACAUUAAAGGAGCACUGUGGAGUUUUUGAAAACAA